UACAUAUAUACCCCGUCGCGCGCGCGCUCACCAGCCCACCAACUCACUCCUCCUCCUCCGCCGCCCCACGGCCGGUCGAUCGGCUUCUUGGUUGCUCGCCGAUUAAGGAGGCGAGCUUUAUUGUUUCUUGGGUUGGGUGUGGUUGCCGGCGAUGGACACCGGGGAGGCGGCGUUCGGGGUGGCGAGCCUGCGGCUGAGCGGGUCGGCGAGGGGCGCCGGCCUGGGCUCGUACCGGGACCACGACGUGUUCUCGCUGGCGUCGUCGUCGCGCGCCGAGGCGGAGGACGACGAGGAGGCGCUCAAGUGGGCGGCGCUCGAGAAGCUGCCCACGCACGCCCGCAUCCGCAAGGGCAUCGUCGCCGACGCCUCCUCCGCCGCCGGCGCCGGCGGCGAGGUCGUCGACGUCGCCGGCCUCGGCUUCCAGGAGAGGAAGAACCUGCUCGAGCGCCUCGUCCGCGUCGCCGAGGAGGACCACGAGCGCUUCCUGCUCAAGCUCAGGCACCGCAUCGACAGGGUUGGGCUUGAUUUCCCGACGAUUGAGGUGCGGUACGAGCACCUGAGCAUCGACGCGUUGGCGCACGUCGGCAGCAGAGGCCUCCCGACGUUCCUCAACACCACUCUGAAUUCUCUGGAGUCUCUGGCCAAUUUGCUUCAUCUUGUUCCCAACAAAAAGAGGCCUUUGAACAUCCUCCACGACGUCCAUGGAGUGAUCAAACCCAGGAGGAUGACAUUGCUCUUAGGGCCACCAGGUUCAGGGAAGACCACACUGCUUCUUGCCUUGGCAGGGAAACUAGGAUCUGAUCUAAAGGUUUCAGGGAAAGUGACAUACAACGGAUACGGAAUGGAUGAGUUUGUGGCUCAAAGAUCAGCUGCUUAUAUAUCCCAACAUGAUCUCCACAUCCCUGAGAUGACGGUACGUGAGACACUGGCCUUCUCAGCCAGAUGCCAAGGAGUUGGUACUAGAUAUGACAUGUUGACUGAACUAUCUAGAAGGGAGAAGGCGGCGAAUAUCAAACCUGACCCAGAUCUUGAUGUCUACAUGAAGGCAAUAUCAGUGGGUGGUCAGGAAACAAAUAUAAUCGCUGAUUAUGUCCUCAAGAUUCUAGGACUUGACAUUUGCGCUGAUACCAUUGUGGGAAAUGAAAUGCUGAGAGGAAUCUCAGGGGGACAACGCAAGCGUGUCACAACCGGUGAGAUGCUUGUUGGACCGGCAAGAGCCAUGUUCAUGGAUGAAAUCUCCACUGGACUGGACAGCUCUACAACAUUUCAGAUAGUGAAAUCUCUUGGACAGAUCACCAAUAUUCUCGGUGGCACAACUGUCAUCUCCUUGCUGCAACCCGCACCAGAAACAUAUAAUCUGUUUGAUGAUAUAAUCCUCCUGUCAGAUGGACACAUUGUGUAUCAGGGGCCACGAGAACAUGUUCUUGAGUUCUUUGAAUCCAUGGGUUUCAAAUGCCCUGACCGGAAAGGCGUUGCAGACUUUUUGCAAGAAGUGACAUCAAGAAAGGAUCAACAGCAGUACUGGGCGAGGAGCAACAGGCGUUACCGCUACAUCCCAGUUCAGGAGUUUUCUCGUGCGUUCCAGUCAUUUCACGUUGGCCAAAGUCUGUCAGAAGAGCUGUCCCACCCUUACGACAAGAGCACUUCCCACCCUGCAUCACUCACCACCUCAACCUAUGGUGCCGGCAAGCUAGAGCUUCUGCGUGCAUGUGUGGCCAGGGAAUGGUUGCUCAUGAAACGCAACAUGUUUGUCUACCGUUUUCGUGCUUUUCAGCUUUUGGUGAUCACAAUCAUAGUGAUGACACUGUUCCUGCGCACAAACAUGCACCAUGAAACAAGGACUGAUGGCAUCGUUUACUUGGGUGCGCUAUUCUUUGCAAUGGUUGCGCACAUGUUCAAUGGUUUCUCCGAGCUCGCUAUGGCCACCAUAAAACUGCCUGUGUUCUUCAAGCAAAGAGACUACCUCUUCUUUCCUGCAUGGGCUUACACAAUACCAACUUGGAUUCUCAAGAUACCGAUAUCUUGCUUUGAGGUUGCCAUCACAGUUUUCUUGAGUUACUAUGUCAUUGGAUUCGAUCCAAAUGUGGGAAGGUUGUUCAAGCAGUACCUGCUACUAUUGUUGGUGAACCAGAUGGCUGCAGCAUUGUUCAGAUUCAUUGCAGCAUUGGGCAGGACCAUGGUUGUCGCAAAUACGUUGGCGUCAUUUGCACUACUAGUGCUCCUUGUGCUCAGUGGAUUUAUCCUGUCACACCAUGAUGUGAAGAAAUGGUGGAUCUGGGGCUACUGGAUCUCACCGCUCCAAUAUGCGAUGAACGCCAUUGCGGUGAAUGAGUUCCUUGGACACAAGUGGAACCGGUUCGUCCAAGGGUCCAAUAGAACUUUAGGAAUAGAGGUGCUCAAGUCCAGGGGAAUGUUCACUGAAGCAAAAUGGUACUGGAUCGGUGUCGGUGCACUGUUCGGAUAUGUGAUUGUGUUCAACAUCCUGUUCACCAUUGCUCUAGGAUACCUUAAACCGUCGGGGAAGGCGCAGCAAAUUCUUUCAGAGGAAGCACUGAAGGAAAAGCACGCCAAUAUCACUGGAGAAAUGGUUAAUGAGUCGAGAAGCUCUGCAUCAUCAGGACACAACACCAACACAAGGAGAAAUGAUGCAUCAGAUGCUGCAACAACAGGUGAGGCAAGCGAGAAUAGGAGAGGAAUGGUUCUUCCUUUUGCGCCGCUUGCUGUUGCCUUCAACAACAUCAGAUACUCUGUUGACAUGCCAGCGGAAAUGAAAGCCCAGGGUGUGGAUCAAGACAGGCUGCUUCUGCUGAAGGGAGUCAGUGGCAGCUUCAGGCCAGGAGUGCUCACUGCACUGAUGGGAGUCAGUGGUGCUGGCAAGACCACACUGAUGGAUGUGCUGGCUGGCAGGAAGACAGGAGGAUACAUUGAAGGCGACAUCUCCAUCUCCGGCUACCCAAAGAAGCAGGAGACCUUCGCUCGUGUCUCCGGCUACUGUGAGCAGAAUGACAUCCACUCACCAAAUGUGACUGUUUAUGAGUCCCUGGCUUACUCUGCAUGGCUCAGGCUGCCAUCCGAUGUUGAUUCAGAAACAAGAAAGAUGUUUAUAGAGCAAGUCAUGGAGCUGGUAGAGCUGAACCCUCUGAGGGAUGCUCUUGUUGGGCUACCUGGAGUGAAUGGCCUGUCAACCGAGCAAAGGAAGAGGCUGACCAUUGCUGUCGAGCUUGUUGCCAAUCCUUCGAUAAUAUUCAUGGAUGAGCCUACAUCUGGCCUUGAUGCAAGAGCAGCAGCAAUUGUCAUGAGGACCGUAAGGAACACCGUUGACACAGGCAGGACUGUCGUCUGCACCAUCCACCAGCCUAGCAUUGACAUUUUUGAGGCCUUUGAUGAGCUGUUCCUGAUGAAAAGAGGUGGAGAGGAGAUAUACGUGGGUCCUCUAGGACACCAUUCUUGCGACCUCAUUGAAUACUUUGAGGGAGUCCAAGGGGUCAGCAAGAUCAAACCAGGGUACAACCCGGCAACCUGGAUGCUGGAAGUGACCACACUGGCGCAGGAAGACACACUGGGGAUCAGCUUUGCAGAUGUCUACAAGAACUCUGAUCUCUACCAGAGAAACCAGAGCUUGAUCAAGGGCAUCAGCAGGCCGCCCCAGGGCUCCAAGGACCUCUUCUUCCCGACGCAGUUCUCGCAGAGCUUCCUCACGCAGUGCAUGGCCUGCCUGUGGAAGCAGAACCUCUCCUACUGGAGGAACCCUCCCUACACCGUCGUCCGCUUCUUCUUCUCCCUCGUCGUCGCCCUCAUGUUCGGCACCAUUUUCUGGCGCCUCGGCGGCAAAAGAUCGAGGCAGCAAGACCUGUUCAAUGCCAUGGGUUCGAUGUACGCCGCGGUGCUGUUCAUGGGGAUCUCCUACUCGUCGUCGGUGCAGCCGGUCGUCGCCGUCGAGCGGACGGUGUUCUACCGGGAGAGGGCCGCCGGCAUGUACUCCGCGCUGCCGUACGCCUUCGGUCAGGUGGUUGUGGAGUUGCCGUACGUGCUGGUGCAGUCGGUGGUGUACGGGGUGAUCGUGUACGCCAUGAUCGACUUCGAGUGGGAGGUGAAGAAGUUCCUGUGGUACCUCUACUUCAUGUACUUCACGCUGCUCUACUUCACCUUCUACGGCAUGCUCGCCGUCGGCCUCACCCCGAGCUACAACAUCGCCUCCAUCGUCUCCUCCUUCUUCUACGGCAUCUGGAACCUCUUCUCCGGCUUCGUCAUCCCCCGACCGAGCAUGCCGGUGUGGUGGAGGUGGUACUCGUGGGCGUGCCCGGUGUCGUGGACGCUGUACGGGCUGGUGGCGUCGCAGUUCGGCGACCUGACGCAGCCGCUCCGGGAUACCGGCGUCCCCGUCGACGCCUUCCUCAGGGACUACUUCGGCUUCAGGCACGACUUCCUCGCCGUCGUCGCCGUCGCCGUCGCCGGCUUCGCCGCGCUCUUCGCCGUCUCCUUCUCGCUCUCCAUCAAGAUGCUCAACUUCCAGAGGAGGUGAUGAUCGAUCGAUUUUUUGCUAACUAGCUAGACAUGGUCACCGCUUCCAGUGUAACAAUUAUACCUCUUCGAAUUUGUUUUUGUAACAAAAUAUGUUGUGUAGUCAAGCAAAUUUAUACACACACACACACACACUGGUGGAUAGUGCAGAUAAUUUGUUAAUUUUAGAUGCUUUGGAAUUUGUUCAUUUUGUUUCUCCUUUUGUACAUGUAAAUGCUUUUCAACAAGUACUUAGUACUUAAAACGCCUUUUGGGUCAGCGACAAAGCCUGUUUUAUGUUGGUGUUUUCAGGUGAUUUGAACCGGAUUACAAAACAUAUAGAACUUUUAACUCUUGACUUGUAUGAUCUAAAAGUGACGUGAUGAU
Molecule: messenger RNA, 4887 nt
Organism: Oryza brachyantha (malo sina)
Lineage: Eukaryota; Viridiplantae; Streptophyta; Magnoliopsida; Poales; Poaceae
Product: ABC transporter G family member 44
Exons: 24
Coding region: 152-4522 (1456 amino acids)
Cellular component (GO): membrane
Molecular function (GO): ATP hydrolysis activity; ATP binding; ABC-type transporter activity
Source: RefSeq, a predicted model, not a curated record